UACGCUCUAGUUAGUAUUGCUAUGUAGGUAUUUUGAGUCGUUUGACACUUGGAGUUAAGAGAGCGACGUACGCAAGCUCGUGGCAGUCGCGUUUGUGCUGCACUGCUGAUGCGCGUCAAGUUUGUGCUGUAUCACAAAACACCGUCAAAUCAUUGAGAGGAACAGGAAAUUCACUCAUUUGAGUAGGUAAGCCAUCUCAUGGGCUCUGAGGAAGAGGUUAGGUGCGUAGUAAAUUGGUUUCGCCUAUGGACUCCAGUCCAAAGAGAUAGGUUUCUUACUUUAUUGUCAGCAAAGUUGAAUCCUCAAAAUCCUGACGCUCUGUUAUUGGAGUUGACCCAGCAGAUGACUUUACAUGGUCUCUCACUGUCUGUGUUUGAGUGUCAACUCAAUUUAUUUUCACGUUAUUAUGACAACUGGUGUGCUGCUGAAAGGAAUUUACUGAUCUUCAAUCUUGGACAAUUAGAUAGCUCAUUUGUGGCAAAUUUACAGGCUCUGGCAAACACCCACUACUAAAUUCUAUUCCAUUGCUCAACUAAAUAAUUUUUUCUGCAAACUAGAAGAUCUUGAUAAUAAUGCCUCAGCACCACACUACGGGUGAUCAGGUCCAGUUUGUGGGCGAGUGGUUCAGCAGUUGGUCAGAGCUGCAGAGGAGUGACUUCCUGACCUCACUGCUGCAGGAGCUUCGGCCCUCACAUCACAUCAAUGGCGGCCUCCCUGAGCGCCUUGGCCACCUUGCUAUUGCUGCUCCUGCCUCAGCAUCAUCAUCAAGACCUCCUUCCAUUUUCAACUGUCAGGUAAAGCUUUUCCACGAUUGGGUCGGCGGAUGGAGCGCCGAGGAACGCGCUAAGCUUCUGACAUCACUGAGGGAAACGGAUUCUUCAUUUGGGCAAUCACUUGAUGCUGCUUUGGCUGCCCUAGACGGCGACGCUCCAGCGGCUCCUCGAGAAGAUCCCGAAGGCGUGGAGGUUCCUCAACCAGUUCCUGAUCCUAUACCUGAAGGAGAUUUGGUUAAUGCUGCACCGCCAGCUGAAGCUCCCGUUCCUGCAGCUCGUGCCUUGGUUGGUCAUGCUGCAGGCGCCGACAGUGAUGUAGACGAAGCCCUUGAUUCUUCUCCUCCAUCCACAUUGAGCUCUCCUAAUCCUGGCGAUGGUCGUGCGGAUUCUGGACUUGAUUCUCCGGCAGAACCAGAAGGUGAAGACGAGGGCGGCCAUGUUGUCAUCGUGGACGAGCAAGAGGUUGCUCUCGCUGCCGUUGGACAUGAGAAUAUUGAGCGUGUUGGUGACGAGGGAGAUGGUAUUCCAAACUGAAUUUUUUGGGCAGUGAGACGAUGCUUCUAGGACGACAGAUAUCUUUUGGGAAUUAAUAGUUGGCUUAAUAUUAUCGAGUUCUGGUGCAUUUUGUAUUGCUGGUGCUUAUUAUCAAAGUGCAUUAGGGUGAAAUGUGCACUUGGCGGAGGCCCAUUGCUCCUAAGUGAAGUCUAAGGCUGUGCUCAACAUUCCUUAUAACUUAUUAUUGUCAUUCAUUUAAAAAUGGAAUUUAAUUGAAUCCACUUUUCAUUGUGAGCUGGUUGUCUGUUGUCAUUUUCCAAGGGUUUCAAACUUAGCUGUCGGUCUACUUAUCCGCUCAUAACAGUUAACAUUGGUUCCAGAUUUAUUUCUAUACCCCAAUGUCAUUAUUCACUUCUCGUGUGCACUCCAAAAUCCAUGUUUUUGCAGGGUUUUACUCCAGAUUUCGUAAAAUUUCUUCCUAGGAACUAUUAUACAAGUAUAAUUGUAUAAUGCUAUAUGUAUAUUAAUAUAUUUGAAACAUUUUUAAAAUUAUAAUUGUUGCUUUUCAAACAAUUUUUUGAAUUAUUCGAUUUUGCUUUAAUUUGAAAAGUCAAGCUUUCAACAUGAAAAGUCCCUUUAAAAUGACAUUGUUGUUUGAGAUUUCUUUGAAAGUAUUAUGAGUGACUGAGUAAAUUAUUGUUGGGGUGCUGAAUGCUGAUAUAUUCUAGCAGGUAAUUUUUCUUUCAAACCUUCCAGGUAAAUUAGCAAAUUGUUCAAUGUUAUGGUUUGAAGUAGUCUUGAUUUCCUAUCACACUGUGAGAGAUGAACUAUUCUAUAAGUUUCAAAUGUGCUCUUUAUAGUAAAUCAAUAUUGCGUUCUAAAUAUUUUUGCUUUAAUUCAAACUUUGGUAUUCUUUUUUCAUACAUCAAUCUGAAUGUUGAAUGCACGAAUCAAAUAUAUCUUUUUUUCUGCUGUGUCCUUCAAUGUUUAAUUUUUUAUUAACGUAUGCGGGUAGAACUUUCAGGAUUGCUUUCUGUAAGCUUCUAUUUUCAAUAUAGAGUUGUGCGUGUUUCUCUGGAUCCGAUUUAGUUAAUUGUACGCUAAAUUUGUGGAUUUUCUCUUAAUGGGAAUUAUUUUGUGC
Hyalella azteca is the source of this 2409-nucleotide messenger RNA. RefSeq lists its product as uncharacterized. The record is from RefSeq and is a predicted model, not a curated record. The transcript has 5 exons. NCBI's taxonomy places the organism in Eukaryota, Metazoa, Arthropoda, Malacostraca, Amphipoda, Hyalellidae. The coding region runs from base 573 to 1307 and encodes 244 amino acids.